UCUGAUUUCUCAUCCCCAGUGUCCUUACAAGGAAGAAUCCAUUUUCUUCACUUUCUUCUCCCCUGCUCUCAGGUGUAAAUCCCCCUAAAAUCCCGUUAAAAAAAAAAAUAUAGGGAACAGGCCUGAAGGAAAAGGCGAUGGGGCUUAAAAACUUCAAUGGGACAGGAGUGGGUUUUGGAUUUGGCAUUGGCUGCGGUUUUGGGGUGGGAUGGGGUUUUGGUGGCAUGCCUUUGAAUUUUCUGGGCCUCGGUGUCGGUGGUGGAUGCGGAGUUGGUGUAGGCCUUGGAUGGGGAUUUGGUGCAGCUUUUGGUAGUCACUACCGAAAUUCAAGGGUUAUAUUUCAGGGGACGGAUCUUGACGCCAAAGAUUCUAGCAAAAGUAGCUAGUGCAAGGACUUAUCAAAAAGCACUCAGAAACUAUAUGCGUCAUGCUGAUUUUCACUUACUGAUUACUCCGUGAUGUAAUGACUACAUUUGCACCAAAAUUAAGUUUGUAAAGGCUUGCUUGUAUUCCUUUUCGGCAGUCCUAGUUGGACAUAGAUUUUAGAGGUACCCGAAGUUAGGUCCUGUUUGAUAACUUAAUUCAGCACUUAAACUUAAUGGAUUCAAAUAUUAAUAUAUUCAAACCGUUUGAUAA
Molecule: messenger RNA, 636 nt
Organism: Coffea arabica (coffee)
Lineage: Eukaryota; Viridiplantae; Streptophyta; Magnoliopsida; Gentianales; Rubiaceae
Product: protein TRIGALACTOSYLDIACYLGLYCEROL 5, chloroplastic
Source: RefSeq, a predicted model, not a curated record